Phytophthora nicotianae INRA-310 is the source of this 237-nucleotide messenger RNA. RefSeq lists its product as hypothetical. Lineage: Eukaryota; Oomycota; Peronosporomycetes; Peronosporales; Peronosporaceae. The transcript is spliced from 2 exons. The record is from RefSeq and is a predicted model, not a curated record. The coding region runs from base 1 to 237 and encodes 78 amino acids.
AUGGAAACGCUAAUGGACAAGUUGUUUGAGCCUCGCAGAAACGUUGUCUGCGUUAAACCCACGCGAUUGGGAGUUGUCACGGAUGGAGUUAUUGCUUUCGAGAAACCAGAUCUGAUCAAUCUGUUUGAGGGUAUUUCCUCCGAGUUUGCCUUCAUUAUCAUCGCAAGAACUAUGUCUUCCAAGCGCAAGUGCGUCCAAACGCCCAUUGAGGAGAAGGUGAAGAAGCUUAAGAUCUAA